Solenopsis invicta (red fire ant) is the source of this 3921-nucleotide messenger RNA. Its product is annotated as RNA/RNP complex-1-interacting phosphatase. The transcript is spliced from 9 exons. The coding region runs from base 127 to 1377 and encodes 416 amino acids. Gene Ontology annotation, biological process: protein dephosphorylation. The record is from RefSeq and is a predicted model, not a curated record. Gene Ontology annotation, molecular function: polynucleotide 5'-phosphatase activity; protein tyrosine/serine/threonine phosphatase activity. Lineage: Eukaryota; Metazoa; Arthropoda; Insecta; Hymenoptera; Formicidae.
CGCGAGUGUGUCUACUGCUGGCAAAAGCUGGCAGCUUGCCCUGCGUGCGUGUGUACUGUGUUGUGUGACGGCGGAAUUGCGUUUUAGUGUUAUGUUGGUCCUUUUACGAGGAAAUCUCUGAGGUAUAUGGCAAAUAUGACGAAUUCUGUGCCGGACAGAUGGUUAGAGUAUAAAGCUUUCGGCGAUGUGAUUAAGGGCACCAAGAUUCUAGCAUUCAAAGUUCCGUUGAAGGACGCCAUAGCGAAGAAUCUGAAGCCGGAGGAACGAUUUACUUCAGAAACAUUACGGCAAGCGUUUCCUCAUCUCAAGUAUAUCGUCGACUUGACUAAUACAAAUCGCUACUAUGACAAAAAGGAAUUUACAAAUGCUGGUGUUAAGUACGAGAAGAUUGCUAUUCCAGGAAGGAAGAUACCGUCUAUGGAUAUAAUCAAAAAAUUCUUUAAAGUGAUGGAUGAUUUCACAUCGACAUGCGGUGAAGGUGAAAUUAUAGGAGUUCAUUGCACGCAUGGUGUGAACCGUACUGGUUAUUUAAUUUGUAGAUAUCUCAUUCAGCAACUAGGCUGGAAAGCUCAAGAUUCCUUAAAAGCUUUUGGAGAAGCACGCGGUUAUCCCGUCGAACGCGACAUUUAUCUCGCCGCGUUGCAAGAGGUCAAACGCGGUGAGAAGAUCGACACGAGUAAAAUUGUUUUGACGCCGACUCCUAUCGGCGUUGGAGUCUCAACUAGGAAGAAUCCGCUGAAGAUGCGCUCGCUGUUGAAAAAUUCGGUAGGCCGACCGAUGGGGCCGCCGGGAUUCGUGAUGUCGCGACGAGGUUUCGCGAAUGGUGGACCGUUUCCGCCUCAGAGAUUCGGUCCGCCGCCGCCGCCAGGAUUUGGCCCGAUGCCACCUCCGCCCGUUAUGCCGCCUAUUCCGCCGAUGAGUCCGCCACUCUACGGACUCAGGCCGUUUAGGUAUGGACCAGCGCCGAUGCGCCAGGCAAUGCCGCCGACGCCGCCAGGACCAGGUUUCCCACCACGUCCCGGUUUUCCACCACGUAUGCCAGGUCCGCCCAGGAUGGCGGGUCCGCCGAGAUUACCGGCCGGUCCAACCGCGCGAUUACCGCCGCCGAAAAUGCCACCGCCGCCACCACCUCCGCCUUCCAGAUCAAUCAGAGUAACCAAACAGCUUCAAGCGCAGAAGAAGCAGAUUAGAAAUGGAAUAAUGGAGCGUGCAGUUAACAUUCGCAUGAGGCGAAACGGGCCGGCUAGCAACAGAAUCUUGCCCAAAGCGCAUAAGGAACAGGACUUCACCGUCGACACGUUCGAGGAGAAUCUACUCACGACUUCGACUCCGCAACAGCGACGACAAGCAAAAGGACGCUUUAACCAAGUCAAGUGACCAUGUAUUCGCUAGGAAUAUGAUGAUACUUAAUUGCAGAAUUUUUUGUUUGAUACGUCGUAGUAAAGCAGACGUCCACAGUGUCUAAGAUAUCUUGUGUGCAGUUGCUGUCCUGUGAUGAACAGCAAUACCUCACAGUUUGCACGAUUAUUUUAUGAGCUUAGACAUCAAAGCUCGAACGAGUUCGAGUUAUGUAACGUGUGAAUUGUUACUGUAUUGAUAUAAACACAUACCUCCCGUAGAUUUUUUAUUUUACUGUAUUUUUUAUCAAAGAUAAAACUAUCUAACACUAUCAGAAAUCUCAUGAUACUAAUGUUCUAAGUCAUUUUCUGACUUAUGUCUGCGUACAUGUACUUUUAUUUUAGUAAUUGAUUUAAUGAUUAUUAAUUAUUACGUAUUACAUUAAAUAAUAUAUAUUAAAACGGAAUAAUGUAAUAUGUAAUACAUAAUACUUAGCGCCGCGAUGCUAUCGCAUUGCUUAAUAUUAUACGUAUUAUUAUUAUUAUUAUAUAAACUGAAGAAGCAGCAGCCCCUCAUAAUCAAUAAUAUUGUGCAAUGAUAUUGAGUCUAUGGUCGGAAUUUGUAGUCCGUUCUUAUAUUUAAGAUCAUCUUAAGUACAAUCUUGUCAUAUUCUAAGACAUUACUUAAUCUUGAAAUAAGAAUCGACUAUAAAUACUAGCCUAUCUGUAAUAUCCCAGGGUUUUCGCCACUGACACAGUACUGACAAAACAACCGGCCCAAUACUGGCGCAGCGUUGCAUGAUAACUUUGGAUCACAUCUAGGCAACCGAUAACUGGCCCAGCAUUGGCUUUCGACUGGUUGGCUGGGCCAGCAAUGAACUAAUGUCAAUUACCAAUAAUAUGUUGCGCCAGUACUGGUCCGAUUGUAAAACCCUGUUUGGAAUUGUGGCCGCUUUAUAAUAAAAUUUUAUUUUAAUUAUUUUGUUGCUAUAGUAUCGUGAGAUUGCAAUAAAUGUCAUUUGGGAGUAUUUCUAUAGUAAAUAAUUGUUUACAUGUUUAACGGGAAAAAAAGAUACAUUAUGUAAAGGCAGAGAGAAUUGUCCACGAAUGUCUUACGCAGGUACUAUUACUUAUAGAUUUAAGUGUGAGCACAUCAUUAAUAUAGCUUCGUAUAAUUUGACAUUCUUAUGAAAUUUUAGUUUGCAUAUUUAAUAUCUUUGUUUUAUAUUACGUAUAUAAACGAAUUGCACACACUUAAAACUAAAUAUUAUAUACAAAAUGAUUAAUGAAUAAUCUAAAAAUCAAAGCAGAUGGAAAUAGAGCGGACAGUAACUCCAUGUACAAUUUUAAAUAAAAUGUGUGCAUUUAGAUAUAGGAGAUGUAUACUUCUAUAAAGAAGAUUAUAAAUUGAAAAUUUCUUUAUCCAUUCACAGUCGGGAGCAAACCAGCAAUCAUCUUUAUGAAUGAGUUCGACGAAAGUACAUCUGAAAUCAAUGCUUCUAACAAGAUUCAAUAUCGCUUAAAUAGCAGUUGUUAAUUAUUGCCUUACAGGUUAACAGCAGUACGAGAGUUUCUGCUAAUUUGGAUCUAGCAGGUAUUUAAUUUAAUUUUCUUUAAUAUGACAUAGCAUGUCAUUUUUUUCAUAUUGAAUUAUUAUCGAGCGAAUUUUAUAUUUUCUCUUUCAUGUGUGCGAUUUAUUAUUGCCCUUUCUAUAUUAUAUCCGAUACAAUCGAUUCGUUUCCGAUUGCUAUAAAUCUGUUCUCGGGGGGGAAUUACUUCCUGCUAGUACGGAGGACCGAUGAAUGUUUUACGAGGAUGCUCAAUGGUAAAGUAGCUUGGUAGUUCGAUGUCAUUGUUGCUGUAUAAGAUUACAUAGACAGGUACGCGCGUGGUGCGAACGUAAUUGAACGCACGCCGGGAAGAUCGGAGCGGGCUACGGCUGAUCGUGCAUCGUGUAUCUCGCGUUCAGAGAUAUUAAAGUGAUUCAAUAUUCGGACCGGAGUCAAGGGGUCACGCGUGUAGGAGGGACAUGUCUCUCGCGCGUCUGACCAUAUAUCACGAACUGCCGUUGGCGUACGUGGAAUAAUUCCACGAGAAAUUGCACGCGUCACACGCGAGUAACGCCUUGGGCCUCGGGGACUUUACCCGGCGGCCUUAAAAGUGAGACUUGAUAAUAGGAAGGGCAUAAAUUAAGUGCGCGUUUGUAUGUGCGUUUUAUGGCGUGUUGCUUCCCUGUCACUUUUGGUGGAUGUGCAUUGCUCUGCUUGUAAUGACUGGCGGCGAAUUUCAACAUAUUAUAAAAAAUCGAUAUCAUGAACGAUACAUUCUAUAAUUGACGCGCGAAUUGAGAAAUAAUUUGUAGAUUAUUAAUGCACUUAACUCUGAAAUUACAGGAGCAUUUAAUCAAAUAGAAAUUUGAUACAUUUGAAUGUUGUGACUAUGUAAAAAGGUGAAACACAUUUUCAAUGUAUAUCUACAAAGUGUGAUUAUAAACAACAAGGAGUUUAACGAUAUAAAUUUAAGGCUAUAUGAAACAUUAUACUGAUUUAUAUUAAAAGAAAUAAUUACAUUUGUCAUAUAAAAA